UGUUUAUGGCUGAUAAUCAUGAGAAUUCUAGCCGGUUUGUCCAUCAUCACACGAUGUACCCUCGCCAGGAGAUUCCCACAGACUCUAGGAAGCUUUACCUACCAGAGAUUCGAAUUUCUUCACACGUCCAAAACUUUGGGCAUCUUUCAGCAUAUUCAGCGGAAAAAGUGGAAUGAGGAGAAGAUUCGCAACAUGGAUAAGCUUCCUAGUCAUUGGACGCUGAUCUACAGGAAUCCCAUGUACAAUUACGUGUCUGCAAUGACUUGGAUCACGACUGUAAGCUUCACUGUGAUUGGGAUUUUCCUGGCUCACUGGCUUAUCACCGGACACUACUUUCUCGGUACUAAUGAGCAAAUAGAAGCCCAAGAGUUGGGUCCAGGUACCAGCAAUCUGAGCGAAGUCGUCGUGAUGUGUGGCUUUUUCAUUAUCUUUAAUGGCAUUUUGCGGGUAACUCUGAAUCGUUUUCCACUGCGAAUCUACCAAAACGGAGAGAAAUAUUUGGCCAUUUACACUUGGAAAGUGCCGUACAGAAAUGAAAUUCUAGAGUACUCCAAGGGAGACGUUGUACAAGUUCCACCCAGAGGAAUGCUGUGGGCGUCACUUCGCUACAAGAUUCGGGGGCGGAAAACCAUCCUCCUGUACAACUACUUCCGCUCGCCCUCGGAUCUGCACGGGAUGAUGCACCCUGACGCUGAGAGAUACUAGAAAUUGAGAGAAAUAUAGACGUGUUUACAAAGCAUCGCAGUUUGUGAGGUUGUGUCUCGCCUUCCCCGCUUUCGGAACUUUUUUCCAAUGGCCGCGAC
This is a messenger RNA of Phlebotomus argentipes, 803 nucleotides long. RefSeq lists its product as uncharacterized. The transcript has 3 exons. Bases 19 to 705 code for a protein of 228 amino acids. Lineage: Eukaryota; Metazoa; Arthropoda; Insecta; Diptera; Psychodidae. The record is from RefSeq and is a predicted model, not a curated record.